UCACUAUCGCACAGCGUUUAUAUAUUUGAAAAAUGAUCAUUAUACAAUGUCACUAUUUGCAUUUUUACAGAUAUCAUGACCUCUUUUUCACUUCGUUCGAUAUUUUUUGUUCUUAAUGAUCAUUUUCUGCAAAUUGAUUGAUUACAUAUAAACUUGAUUUUGAUCGUUCUGUUAUAAAUAUGUACGUCGAAUACAAGAAUGAAAAAUAAGGAAACAAGAUGCAGCAGGACGCUCCAAAUUCAUUAGAAGUUAUUAGCAUAACUAAAAAGAUAUUUAAGGUACUUCCUAAAAUAUUUCAAAAACUAACAAAUAGAGAAAUGAUGUCAAUGGGUGGUCUUUUUUUAGCGAGGGAUAUGAUUGUAUAAGCAAAUUUUUUAAAAAUCCAUUUGAUUAAGUAACAUAUUACAACCUAGUACUAUCUCGGCAUGUUCAGAAAAUGUCGAACGGUCUGGCUACAAUUGGAAAGAGCCGAAGAGAGAGAGAAUCUUUUGAACCGUUUGGUAUCGGGCAACUCAAACAUUUGGGUGGACUUGAAAAAAGUCGAGCAGUCUUUCAUCAAGUGAUAAUUUUCAAGUAUAUAAAUGUGUGCAAUAGAGGACCAGUGACACUAAACUCCCUUUUUGUUUUCGCCUAUAACUAACUCUAGUUCCAACAAUAACUCAUAGAUGGCAUGUGUAAUGUUUUGAUUGUUAUAAAACGUACGCGGGACUGUUGCUAUUUUGUACACUUUCACUGGAACGAAUUUGAAGUUACGUUAUUCACUCUCCUGCACCUCAUUUGUUUUAACAUGUCUUCAAAGUUACCUCGCACUCUCAAAAUUCUUUAUUAUGAUUUUUAUGGAAAAUCAGUCAUGAGAACCACAAAAGUUACUCCUUUACGGCUGAUAUCCACCGGCUCUACUUUUCGAAACCGGUUAUCUGAACAUACCGAACAGUUAAAAAAAUGUAAUCUAGUAAAACAAUCAACAGUUGAUCCCGCAGAUGUAGAGUUCCAUUCUAAAAUAAGCAGUAGAUGGUGGGACACUAAUGGUGAAAUGAGUUGUUUGCAUUUGUUGAAUCCUCUUAGAGUACAAUUUGUUCGAGAUGGUCUAGCAAAUACAGGAUUCAAAAUAAAAUGUCCUUAUUUGCCAUUAGAAGGGAUUAAAAUAUUGGAUGUUGGUUGCGGUGGAGGAAUAUAUUCGGAAUCUUUAGCUAGAACAGGAGCAAACGUGACUGGGAUUGAUGCUUCUUCAGAGUUAAUAACAGUUGCAAAAGGACAUGCUGCUUUGGAUCCUAGUUUAGAUGGAAAAUUAAACUAUGUUCAGACAACUAUUGAAGAUUUUGCAUUGAUUAAUAAAGGAGUAUUCGAUGCUGUUGUUGCUUCAGAAGUUAUAGAACAUGUAAAUAAUAAGGAAUUGUUUUUAAAGUCCUGUGUAAGUACUUUAAAAUCUGGAGGAUCAAUAUUUCUUACAACUUUCAAUAAAACGUUGUCUUCGUGGCUUGGAGGCAUAAUCACAGCUGAACAUAUUUUAAAGCUAAUACCAAAGGGCACCCAUGAUUGGAAUAAAUUUGUCACUCCUGCCGAAAUGCAGUCCAUAUUAGAAACAUGUGGUUGCAAGACAAAAUUGAUUCAUGGACUAUUUUACAAUCCUUUGAAAAGAGAGUGGUCUUGGAGGACCUCAACGGCGAUCAAUUAUGCACUUCACGCGGUAAAGAGAAAAGAAGAGAAAUAAAUGACAUAUCCUAUUC
This is a messenger RNA of Bombus terrestris (buff-tailed bumblebee), 1727 nucleotides long. RefSeq names its product ubiquinone biosynthesis O-methyltransferase, mitochondrial (gene Coq3). Gene Ontology annotation, biological process: ubiquinone biosynthetic process. The transcript has 4 exons. Gene Ontology annotation, molecular function: 2-methoxy-6-polyprenyl-1,4-benzoquinol methyltransferase activity. The coding region runs from base 671 to 1711 and encodes 346 amino acids. The record is from RefSeq and is a predicted model, not a curated record. NCBI's taxonomy places the organism in Eukaryota, Metazoa, Arthropoda, Insecta, Hymenoptera, Apidae.